This is a messenger RNA of Psylliodes chrysocephalus, 603 nucleotides long. NCBI's taxonomy places the organism in Eukaryota, Metazoa, Arthropoda, Insecta, Coleoptera, Chrysomelidae. The record is from the annotation of a GenBank genome assembly.
UGAAGUAUUUAAUGCAUUAUUAUUUACAAAAAGGAAUAAUAUGUUUUAGUCAGUCUUCUUCUGUAUAACAAAAAUACCAGAACAUGAAGGGUGCCUUUGUUAUCGUCUUGCUGCUUUUAGGCUUCGCUUAUGCCUAUGAUGCCUCGUUUAAUGAUUCGAUUGAAUCAUUAAACGUGGAAAUCAGGCAAGGCGGGGGAAUAAUUGAAAUACUAUCAUCGAUGGCUACACUUCUGAAAGCGCUUGCUGGUAUUCUCAGUGGUUCUACAUCGGCGGAGAGCUUAGUCAGUGCCAUUCAAGGUCUUUUUUUCGCUGUAGAACGUACAUUGAACAUUCAAGGAUUAGUUCUUAAGAUCCCUAUCGUGGGAGGAUUCAUUGCUCCCCUAGUAGGUGGAGUCAGUACUAUCAUGCAGAAUACAGAAAUGUUGAGCGGACUUGUGUCGCAAGUGCUCUAGUGAACUUCAAAAUAGAAGAAAACUUGAAGCACGUUCCCGUAAUACAUCAACCAAGUUCACGAGUUUAUGUACAAUUUGAUUACGAUAACUUAUAAUAAAACUUCUGUAUACUUUUGAGCUUUGUAUUUUUAAUAAAGUAAAUAAGUACCUA